GGGGAGCACGCAGGGCGGGUGGCAUGUCUGCAAAUUCUGGAGCGCGCAAGAAGCCCCAGGGUGGGGCGUGGUCGGAGAACGAGCAUCUGCUGUUCCUCAUGGGCUUGCAAACCUACGGUCGCGGUGACUGGCGCUCCAUAGCCUCGAGCUACGUGUUGACGCGGACGCCGACACAGAUCGCCUCGCAUGCGCAAAAGUACUUUCUGCGUAUGGAGAAGGAGUGCGUGAGUGGAGCGAACCCGGGCACGGCCACCUCGCGCAAGUCGUCGUCGCUCCUCACCCUCACCACCGCCAACGCCUACGCCCUCGCCACCCUCCACACCACCCUGUGUCUCAACUCGCCCGGCGAGCGCCCCCCGUCCCGCCGCAACUCACCCGUCGUCUUAAGCCGACUCCGCUCCACCAUGCGAUGGCGUCGGCGUCGGCCUGCUCACAGCUCGCCGCCCUCGGCGACUCCAUCUCGCACCUAGGUGUCGCCACCCAGCCACCGCUGGCCAAAGCCGGCUCGGGCAGCUCGUCCGGCGACGACUCGUCCGGCACUCCCGGCACUCCCACCCGUCCGCUCGGCCCUGUCUCCAUCGAGGAUCAGCUCGACGCGCUGCUCACACGCCAGCCGUCCUUGUUGGGCUUUGGCGGCUCAGCCGACGACUCGGCCACACGUUCCGCUCUCGGCCCAGCUGCGGCUCUCGGCUCUGCUGCCGGCCCGCCGCCCGCCGGCACAUCCUCAUCUGGCCCGCUGUACCUCCCGGCGUCACCGCUAGGCGAUCAGGCCAAAAUCGACCGAGCCAUCUCCUCGGUCGUCUCGUCGUCGCUCGCUAAGCUUGACAAGCCGUCCAAGCUCUCUGCUGUCAUCCACGGCAUCGGCCACCUCCCCAACUUUGCCAUCGCAAGCAUGGGCGCCUCGUCGUCUGCCAACCCGCGCAUCCAGCUCCCGGUACCCAUGCACCUCGAGCACCCGCCCGGCCGUGCCUCGCCGAGCUCGUCGUCAUCGCGGAGCAAAUCAUUGUCCAAGCGCAAGAGCUCGUACUCAAUGUCGCUAGCCCCGCCCGCCAAGCGCCAUCAGCCGCUCCCGCCGUAGCCUGCUUGUCUAUG
Molecule: messenger RNA, 1092 nt
Organism: Thecamonas trahens ATCC 50062
Lineage: Eukaryota; Apusomonadida; Apusomonadidae
Exons: 1
Coding region: 410-1078 (222 amino acids)
Source: RefSeq, a predicted model, not a curated record